AUGGAUAUCCUCAAAGUGCUGUCGCGCGGCAUCAAGCAGCCUUCCAAGGGCGCCAAACCGGUGAGCAAUGCGACGGCGAACCUGCCGUCUGCUGGCAACCGACCGAACCCUCAGCUUUUCCACGACGAAGUCCCCUCCGGGCGGGGCCACAAGAGGAAGCGCACUAAGGACGAGGUCGAGGAGAAGGAAGAGGAGCAGCUGCCCGAGGUCGACUUCUUUGCCCCCAAGCCCGACCCUUCGAAGCAGGCCGCCGAGGCAAAGGAGACCUCUUCUCAGGAGACGGACAAGGCGGAAGCGCCUAAGGUCAAGCCGAAGCUUCUCCCCGAAGACGAGUGCCGACAGAUCCUCCGCUCCCACCGAUUGAAGCUCACCCUCCUCUCCGAGCGCCACAAGAACCAGUCCAAGGUCACCAAGAGCACGAAGAAAAAGAAAAAGGUUGCCGUUGAGGUCGAGAAGGAGACGAACCAGCUGCACCCGCAACCGCUGACCUCGUUCCGCGAGCUGAGGACGAACUUCAACAUCUCGUCUCUGCUGGCGGACAACCUGGCGCACCAGGGCUACAAGGUUCCCACGGAGGUGCAGCUGGGUAGUCUGCCACUACUUCUGCAGCCUGAGCUGGCGCUGAAGAAGGUCCCGAAUAAGGAGGAGUUGGGCGAUGUGUCGCACGGAGUCGACUUCUUGGCUGUCGCGCCGACGGGUAGCGGAAAGACGAUCAGCUUCUUGAUCCCCGCGAUCAACUCGAUCAUGCAGAAGAGGGCGUCUGCCGGCGGAGAACAGGAUGACCACGAACUCUCUGCGAUCGUCGUUGCGCCGACGCGAGAGCUUGUUUUCCAGAUCGUCAACGAGGGGCGCAAGCUUGCCCAAGGCUCUGGCAUUAAGGUCGUGGGUAUGAAGAAGGGCAUGCGGAUAGCUUCCGAGGAGGACGAGAUCUCUGAGAGCGAGGACGAUGAAUCGCAGGAUGAGGGCUCCGGAGACGACGACGAGGACAGUGAGACGGAGCCUGCCAGCUCCAAGCAUGUCACAAAGGCAGACAUUCUUGUCACCACUCCCACACUGCUGGUCAACUUCCUCUCGUCGGGAUCGUCAAAGACCCAGCUUGUGCUACCAACAGUCAAGUCGCUGAUCCUCGACGAGGCGGAUGUCCUCCUGGACCCACUCUUCCGUAAGCAGACCAUGACCAUAUGGACUGCUUGCUCGAACCCCGACUUGAAGAUUACCUUCUGGUCGGCAACCUUCGGAUCCAACAUCGAGACUCUCGUCAAGGAGAUGCAGGCCGAGAGAGCAUCAAACAGACCCUUGCUUCGUCUUGUGGUCGGAUUGAAGGACACUGCGGUUCCCAACGUAACGCACAAGCUGGUCUACACCGCAACAGAGAAGGGAAAGCUCCUCGGCCUUCGCCAGCUACUUCACCCAACAGCAGGCGACGACUCCGGUCCGCCUCUCCGGCCCCCAUUCCUCGUCUUUACUCAAACCAUCGAGCGUGCUACCGCCCUCGCAGAGGAGCUGAAAUACGACAUCCCCCUUGCCGCUGGCGGUUCCACCAGAAUCGCCGCUCUGCACAGCGGUCUCACCGACAAAGCCCGCGCAGGAAUCAUGCGCCGCUUCCGCGCCGGUGAGGUAUGGAUCCUCAUCACUACAGACGUCCUCGCCCGCGGCGUCGAUUUCGCCGGCGUCAAUGGCGUAGUGAACUACGACGUCCCUGGCUCCAGCGCCGCGUACGUCCAUCGCGCGGGCCGUACCGGCAGAGCUGGUCGUGAGGGCGGCGUCGCCGUCACCUUCUACACGACGGACGAUAUCCCCUUUGUCAAGACCGUCGCCAACGUCAUUGCCGCGAGCGAGAAGCAGGCUGGCAAGACGGGCGAGGAGGCCAACGUGCAGAAGUGGCUCCUCGAUGCUCUGCCAAAUGUCAGCCAGGCGGAUAAGAAGAAGUUGAGGGAGAAGGGUGUUGAGGCUAGACGAAGCCAUGGUGCUGCUAUGAUCUCGACAGAGAGCAAGUGGGAGAGGAAGAAGGAGCAUAAUAAGAAGGGUGCCGCUGCGGCGAGCAAGCAGAGGAAGAAGGAGGCGAAGCAGUCUAGGAGGGGCGAUGAUAGCGAUGACGGCGAAUGGGGUGGCAUCGACGACUGA
Colletotrichum chrysophilum is the source of this 2124-nucleotide messenger RNA. It is a transcript of the gene ROK1, whose product is annotated as RNA-dependent ATPase rok1. Gene Ontology annotation, cellular component: 90S preribosome. Gene Ontology annotation, molecular function: nucleic acid binding; ATP binding; RNA helicase activity. NCBI's taxonomy places the organism in Eukaryota, Fungi, Ascomycota, Sordariomycetes, Glomerellales, Glomerellaceae. The coding region runs from base 1 to 2124 and encodes 707 amino acids. Gene Ontology annotation, biological process: maturation of SSU-rRNA. The transcript has a single exon. The record is from RefSeq and is a predicted model, not a curated record.